CGCUGCCCAUCACCCACUCCCCGCCACUCCCUCCCCAUCUCACCCACCCAUUCGUUUGGACUCUACAGUAGUCGUGCUUGCUUUCGCCCAGGGAUCCCCUCACGUGCCCACCACCGACAACCUUGGUACAACAAGAAUCCUAGCCUGUGGCGUCGAGCCUCCUGUCUGGUUACACUCAGCCACCCGGAGAACCACCGAAAGCCGUUUUUUCCCUUUUUGCCCCCCCCGACGAGGACACUCGCAUUCACCCUCGCUUUUGUUGUACCACACACACACCUCGCAGACGACCACGAUGCGCUCUUUCUACCAGGUGGCCGUCUUGGCACUACCCUUGCUCAGCCUCGCCCGAGCUGCCGAGGUCAAGAAACAGGCCGAACUCCAAAAGCCCAUAUACGCGAGUGCCCAGGAAGCCUUCCAGGACCUGCUGAAUGCCCUGCCUGAGGAAUCCCUGCAUGCAGCCCUGAGCGGCCUCAAGGACUUCAAGAAUGGCGUCUUCGAGUCGUAUCACCGCGGCGUCGAGCACGUCCACCACAACAACCCGGAGCUGGCCACCAAGCUGAUCGUCGACGCGGUCAACGACUUGAAGAAGAGGCAGACGCCCUCCAACGGCACCCUUCCCGCUACCGACAGCUCGGCCCCUGCGUCUACGCCUACGCCUACGCCAACACCAACCCCCAGCCAGAACUCACCACCGCCUGCCCAGUCAAGCAGCCCUGCCCCGUCCCCCGGCACCAGCCAGCCGCCUCCGGACACGACUACCACCCAGACUACCACCCAGCGCCCAGCCAUCAUCCCUGUCGUAGCCACCGUGACAAAAGACGGCACCACUAUCGUGCAGACCACCGAGGUCCUCAGCCAAGUAACCGCCUCGGUCGCCGUCACCGUCGUCCAGACCAACUCGCAAGGCAAGACGAUAACCACGACCGAGAACAAGCCUGCCGUCAUCAAGACAACAACCGACAAGGACGGCCGCACAACCGUCACCACGUCGGCUGCAAACUACGCCCCAACGGCCGGACAGGUGCAGACCACGACCAACCAGCAAGGCUCCGUUUUCGUCACCACCUACACGCCUGGCGGCGGUCUCGUCAGCAGCAUCAAGCUCAUUACCACGACAGAUGCCCAAGGCCAGCAGAGCACAUUGACGUCGUACGAGUUCGUGGACCCUGUUCAGCCCACGGCUACCUCCAACAACGAUAGGCCCACUGGUUCACGCCCCGAUGGGCCCUCUCUGCAAACCGGUGCUGCCGUGAAGAAUCAAGUCCAAUAUGCUGCCCUUGGUCUUGGAGCCAUGGCCUUGUUCUUCUAA
Messenger RNA from Exserohilum turcica Et28A, 1309 nucleotides. RefSeq lists its product as uncharacterized. The record is from RefSeq and is a predicted model, not a curated record. The transcript has 3 exons. Bases 293 to 1309 code for a protein of 338 amino acids. NCBI's taxonomy places the organism in Eukaryota, Fungi, Ascomycota, Dothideomycetes, Pleosporales, Pleosporaceae.